This is a messenger RNA of Lethenteron reissneri (Far Eastern brook lamprey), 1650 nucleotides long. RefSeq names its product ornithine decarboxylase-like. Lineage: Eukaryota; Metazoa; Chordata; Hyperoartia; Petromyzontiformes; Petromyzontidae. Gene Ontology annotation, molecular function: ornithine decarboxylase activity. Gene Ontology annotation, cellular component: cytoplasm. The record is from RefSeq and is a predicted model, not a curated record.
ACCAGCCAGGGCAAAACCUUUCUCGAGCAGGAGCCCAUCUUGAAUGUCACGGACAGUACACGAGAUCUCUAAGUCGAGCAAACUCUGAGAGCAGUGGCUGAGGCAGCCGAGCAUCUGGGGUUGUCGCUGCGUCGACAAAUUAACCUACGCCAAGGGCGUUCCAAAGCUGCCCAGGGGCACCGCACGAUGUGUCACCAGGAACGUGGGUCUACUUCUGUGACUAUUGCUGGUAGAAGGAAUUCCACGAUGGCUGCUAACGAAGCCUCCGGUUCUGCUGUUACAGGAGAAACCAGAAUCCUGCAGGUGCUGGACGACGGCACUGACCUGGUAGAGGUGGUGAGAUCCAUUAGUGAGGGUGAGGCCAUGGCCGAGAAGGAUGCCUUUUACGUGGUGGACCUGGGGGACAUCGUGAGAAAGCACCUGCGCUGGCUCAGCGCCCUGCCACGUGUGCGGCCCUUCUACGCUGUCAAGUGCAACAACACUCAGACCAUCGUACACACCCUCGCCACGCUGGGUGUCGGCUUUGACUGCGCUAGCAAGGAGGAGAUAGCGCUGGUGCAGAGCCUCGGCGUGAGCGCUGAUCGCAUCAUCUAUGCAAACCCCUGCAAGCAAGUGUCGUACUUGCGCUAUGCGGCCAAUUACGGCGUCGACCUCAUGACGUUCGACAGCGAUGCUGAGCUGCACAAGGUCGCCCGCAUUAACCCCAACGCCAGGCUCGUGUUAAGAAUCGUCACCAACGACUCGAGGUCUGUGCACAAGAUGAGCAAUAAGUUCGGAGUCAGCCUCGAGUCGAGCCGUCAGCUGCUGGAGACGGCAUUUGGCCUAGGUCUACUUGUCGUGGGAGUCAGUUUCCAUGUUGGAAGCAUCUGCAAUGAGCCAGAAACCUUUGCGCGAUCCAUUGCUGAUGCCCGAAGGGUUUUCAACAUCGCUGCUGAACUGGGAGUGAAACUAACCCUUUUGGACAUUGGAGGAGGCUUUCCUGGUUACAAUGAACAUGUCAGGAAUAACUUUGAUGAGAUCGUGGCCGUCGUGAACUCGGCACUGGACACGCAUUUCCCCGCGGGCUGCGGUGUGAACAUCUACAGUGAACCCGGCCGCUACUACGUCAUGUCGGCAUUCACCCUGGCCACCAACGUCAUCGCUAAGAAGACGCUCGUCAAACCGCUGGCCGACGGUGCAGGUGUUGGGGAGCCCGUGUACAUGUACUACAUGAAUGAUGGAAUAUUUGGAUCCUUCAACCUCGUUAUCAAUGACAUCGAAGAGGUGGUCACAGAGGCACUAAAACACGUGGAUCCGGAGGAGCCAGUGUUUGAGUCGUCACUGUGGGGCCCCACUUGCGAUGGGCAGGAUCGCGUGAUGGAGCGCACGCAACUGCCGGAGAUGCACGUGGGCGACUGGCUGCUGUUCCGCAACAUGGGCGCAUACACAAUGGCCAUGUUCUCCGAGUUUAACGGAUUCUGCCAGCCCAAGUUGUACUAUGUGAUCCGCAAAACUGAAUGGACUUUGCUGACAGCGCUGUGUCCAGAAGAGCAGUUGAGUCCAUUCCUGGGCUUCGGAACUUUCAACGCAUCACGUUUGCCAAACAACAACGUAGAUCACUUGAUUUAAUCCACGUUCUUCAAGUUUUAGCCGGGUGGUGAGAAUUGUAGA